This is a messenger RNA of Rotaria socialis, 384 nucleotides long. NCBI's taxonomy places the organism in Eukaryota, Metazoa, Rotifera, Eurotatoria, Philodinida, Philodinidae. The record is from the annotation of a GenBank genome assembly.
AUGGCAAGCACUAAAACAAAGAAAGGCGAAAGUGGUGGCAACAAAAAACAAAUUACAAAUGAGGUUGUUACUCGUGAAUAUACAGUUAAUUUACAUAAACGAUUGCACGGCAUUGCUUUCAAGAAGCGAGCACCACGUGCGAUUAAAGAACUAAAGAAAUUCGCCGAAAAAAUGAUGAAAACACCAGAUGUCCGUAUUGACUCAAAAUUAAACAAGGAAAUUUGGUCUCAAGGAAUCAAUCAUGUUCCUUAUCGUGUUCGAGUUCGAUUAGCUCGACAACGCAACGAAGAUGAAGAUUCACUACACAAACUUUAUACAUUGGUUACAUUUGUUCGAGUUCCUUCAUUUAAAGGAUUACUUACAGCCAACGUGGACAACGAGUAA